CAGGCCCGAGAGGCCAUGUUGCAGAUCACUGAGUGGCGAUUCCUUGCGAGGGAUGAGGGUGAGACAGAUGUGGCCGAAGAUCCUACAUGGGGGGAGGAUGAGGAGCCUAGGGCCAGCACCACAGACACCUGGGCUCAAGGCUCUGUGCCUGUACUGCAUGCACCUUCCCCUCCUAUUCCCCCAGGACUCGAACCCUCCUCCCAACCUGAGGGCACUGAGUGUUCGGAACAGCUCCCCUUGCAUCAGAAGACUUGGAUCUCAUGUUCUGAGGAGCAGAGCUUAUCUUUCUGGGAACCUCUUGAGUUGGGGCCCACCCCAGGUCCCCCCCCAACACCAGAACUCUCUUCACAUAGCCCCCAACACUUUGUCUUACCUCACCCUUGUCUAGAUUCAGCUCCUAAUAGUUAUCCCUGUCUUUCUAUGUGGGAGAGUUCCCAGAUUUCUUUAGAAACAUCCAGUCCAUUGAGUCCACAUCCUUCUCUAGAUAUGUACUUAUGGGGAAGUUCUCAGGCACCUCUAACUUCACAGCCCGCUUACAGAUCUCCUCAACGAAGUCCCCAAACCUCUUUACGUCCCCAGGGGGGUGGGGACACCCAAGACCAAAUGGAGGAGACAAAUUUACCUUCCCCCUACUACCUAUCCGUUCCUCUUCCACCAUUCCUGGCUAGUCCUCCCUGGGGCCUCCCAAAAUCCCGGUCUCUUCCAACUCAGGUACCUUCACUAAGCCCCACUUUGUUACCUGCUGCCUCAGCCAAGUUCAUGCGCUUACAGCUGGGACGGUCAUACCUAGCACCAGGUCUGGUGUAUGAUAAAAUGGGGCAAAUCAUAGCCAUGGAUCCACUGGAUCCUACCCAUCUUCCCCAGCACCAAAUUCAACCCCUGGCCAAAGUUGUGGUCCCUGAUGCAGAAGUCCACCCACUGGAGUCCUACAAGGAACAAAGGAAGCAUGUAAAGUAUGGGAAAAAGUUCAAUUUCAAGCUACCUACCCACCGCCGCCCCAUACCCCACUUCCAUCGUGGUUUCCAUUUCCCGAGCCCAGGCCUUCCCUUCCUAACCCCUGUCUUAGAACUCCAGAACCGACACUUCACUCCAAAGCAUUUGCCUAAUAUCCAAUGGCCUAGUGGGUUGGAGGGGAAAACAGAUCUGUUGCAGAUGCAGCCAGUGGGUUCAAGUCGGAUGCCAAAGAUGGAGUCAGGAAAAAGGCCAACUUCUGAGCUGAUGAGUACACUUCCUCACCAUGGUACAAAAGUCCUUGAUGCUACCUCCCAGCUGAUGUGGAAACCUUCAUCCCUGCUGGACACAAUGAAGCUGAUGCCUAAUGUGAGCCUCUGGAAUCCAAGCAAAAACACUCAUCGAAGUGGUUUUAUUCCUUCUCGCAGAGAGAGAGAAAAAACCCUUGGUCCACUGACUGAGGAACCUUCUGAGCAGCGACCCAUCCAGACCCAUGCACUUAACCCUCAGGUCACGGUGGCUCAGCUGCUGAAGGGCUCCCCACCCAAAGUUCGGGCCCUUCCUUCUCAGGAGACCCUCAACACCACCCUCCCUGAGGAAGCCUGAGUGAAGAAAGUUCUAUAUGGCAUUCCGAUCCCAUCCAAUAAUAUCCUGACAACCAAAUUCCCCUUUGCUUGCCUCCCAACAAUAAAUAUUUGUGGGGCCCUAGAUGUUAGGCUUAUAUAUCCCUGCCCAUUAAUUUUUAUAAUUAGUCCAAAAGAAGGUCACCCUUUCAUGUCCAAAGCCCCUCUAACAAGGACAUUUCCCCCCCCACUUCCUGACUUUAGGCAUCCUCCAUUCAGAUGGAGGAGACAUUCCCUCCCUUCCAAGGACCCUCUAAAUGAAUGCUGGUACAUAGAGUCUCUUCUCUCAGAGAGAAAGGGAAUAUCCCAAAUUGGGAUAUGUAGAGAGUGUAUUAGAAAUCUUGGGUCCAGAUGUAAGUAUUAGUAGGUAUGGUAUUGUCAGAGAUUAAGGAUUCUUUUGAAAUCAUUCCACCACACAAUGUGCUAGUCCUGUGGGCUGUGAAAUGAUGACAGGUUUCUGAAGAAGGAGACACCCAUCACUAUCUUUCCAUACAACCAUGAGCAUCCUGAAGACCAAGAGAAGUGCUCACACUUCUAGGGAACUCCCAGACUGAAUCAGAGACACCCCUACCUAUGGGGAAACCCUUGUUUUGACAAAGAAUCAAAACUUUUGUCUGAAAAUACCUCAGAGGCCAUCCAAGCAAGUCUAUCAAAACAAGAGUCCCCUUAAACUCUCUAUUAGGGGAUGUUAAAGUUGAUUCAUCCUUUAUUUGAAGACCUGUAUGGAAAAGAAAAUCCAACUGAGUCGUUCCACUUUGUAAUCUGAGCAAUGUUAAGAACUUUUUCUUCACAGCAAGCCAAAAUCUUCCAAUGCAAUUUUCACUUGUUGGUCAUAGUUCUAUCCUUUGAAGUCAAGAACAAGUCAAUUGGCUCUUCUACAUUGGAAGUCUUUCAAAACAUGAAAAAUGAUAUAGUGUGUUUCCUUCAAUUAUUCCUUAUACAGUAUGAACUUUACCAUUCUGCAUUGUCUGGUUCUAGAUACAUUCUAGCUUGAGAAUAUGUUUUCUAAUAUGUAGAACCUAGAACUGGAUUUCAAAACAUGGUCUGACCAAGGCAAGUAGAUUCUCACUAUAUCUAUUCUUGGUAAAUCCACUCUGACAACAUACAUGGAGAGGAAUUGUUAUUUUAUCAUCUUUUCUCCAAUAUUGCUGUAAUUUGUGGUUUUUUCAUUCAGCUUUAUGAAUUUAUAACUAUUAAAUUUCCUCUUAAUAGACUUGUUCCAUCAUUCUAGCUGUGGAGAUCUUUUUUUUGGAUUUAGAUUUGGACAUCAAAUUUGUUAUAUCCUCCCUUCUCACCUCUGUAUCAUCUGUAAAUUUGAUCAGCAUAGUGCCUUGUAUAUAAUAAAUGCUUAAUAUCUGUCAAA
This is a messenger RNA of Gracilinanus agilis (Agile Gracile Mouse Opossum), 2937 nucleotides long. RefSeq lists its product as uncharacterized. The transcript is spliced from 2 exons. Lineage: Eukaryota; Metazoa; Chordata; Mammalia; Didelphimorphia; Didelphidae. The coding region runs from base 16 to 1557 and encodes 513 amino acids. The record is from RefSeq and is a predicted model, not a curated record.